Messenger RNA from Lates calcarifer (barramundi perch), 1853 nucleotides. Its product is annotated as leucine-rich repeat flightless-interacting protein 2. The record is from RefSeq and is a predicted model, not a curated record. The transcript has 6 exons. Bases 138 to 1163 code for a protein of 341 amino acids. Lineage: Eukaryota; Metazoa; Chordata; Actinopteri; Centropomidae.
CCCGUGGCUUUCCGUAGAUCACGGCCUGGGCGUCGACUGUACACUCACUGCUGCUGCGUAGGAAACAAACACCACUUCACCCAGAGAACUCGGAGGUGUCUCUUACAUAAACAAAGACUUAAUAUAAAACACAAAAAAUGCAUUCAGUCACGCUGGACAGCAGUGGUUCGCCAAGGAAGCGGACGUUUUCUCGGGGACUGAGCGAGGACGAGUCUCUCCGCAGCAUUAUAAAAGAGACUGAGAGUUCAUCCAGGCGUCUGGCACGAAGCGACAGCCGAGCAGGCACCCUGAAGAGGAGGAGUGACAGUCAGCAGUCUGAUCAGGAUCUCUUCAUGGGACUCCCAGAAAUGCUGGAGCUGCAGGCCAGCUAUGACGAGGUGGUGCAGGAGCUGCGUGGGCUGGAGGUCGAGCGAGAGGCUCUGUUGUUCCAGGUGGAUGUCCUGCAGGACACGCUGGAGGGCGUAGAGGAGCUGCUGGCUGAGGCCCAGAGGGAAGCUGGACAGGCUAGUUUGGAGUUGGAACGAGAGAGGGAGGCCAAGAGGAAGCUGGAGAGCAUGGUCUCCGCUCUGAUGCAAGAGGUGGAGAGAUUAAAAGAGGAGAGGAAUAACCAACCAUCUCCUCCUGUGAACACACAUGGAUGUGGAGAUGAAGCAACAAGACAAGGACACCAAAUGAAAAACGAUGCCAAGGAGCAGAGUCGAGCUGCACGCACAGAGGAAAAGGACUCAUCCCUGUGUGAACCUCACAGCAGUGAGAGCAGACGUAGAGGGUCUGAAGAGGCGGGGCAGGACAAAGGAGCUGAGGAUGAAGGAGGUGUCCUGACGAAGCUGCGGAAGAUGGUCAAUAAACCCCUGUGCCACAUACCCUCCCUUGCACUGGACAACCCGCUCUCCGAAGACGGGGUCCACCAGAGGCCUUACGAAAACUGCAUUGAAGAUGGGAGAGAUCCUUCGCCUGACAGGAACGACUCGGAUGACGUAAGUGCCUAUGAGGAUGCAUCUGCUGACACUCCAGAGCAGGAUAAGAUCUUUCCAGGUGAUGGAGACCUGUUGGAGCUACCCAGUGAUUCAGAGAAUAAAGAGAAAAGUCCAACCAACAACUGUCAGGGCAAUGAUGGUGAGACCCAAGAACCCAAGAAUCCUGAUUCGUGCGUUGUGUCUUAACUUCAUCUGUUUUACCUGCUACUGGGAGAAAAGACAGGGAUUAUUAUUGAGCAUUCGAAUCUGAUCUUUAUGUUCUUAGAAAACUUUGAGGCUGUCAACAAUGCUCAGAGUUGAUGUAAUUAGAGCUGCAAUGAUAAAUCAAUUAGUCAAUCAAAGGAAAAUAACCUGCAACGAUUUCAGUAAUUGGAAAAUGCCAAACAUUCACUGGUUUCAGCUUCUCAAAUGGGAGGAUAUGCUGCUUUACUUAUCAGAUAUGAUGAUGUCAAAUGUUUUGGGGAUUUGGACUACUGAUAGGAUACAGGCAAUUUGGAAAAUUGUGGUAAUCUUUCCAUAUUUUUGGACAUUUAAUCAAGAAAAUAAUUUGCAGAUUAAUUGAUCAUGAUAAUAGUUGGUAGUUGCAGCCCUAGCUAUAAUACACUGUAGAAGAAAUUCACAACAAGGUAACUCAGGAUCCAGGUGGUUUACCAGCUGGAAUUCCACAAAUGACUACUUUAUAUUAUUUGCCAAUUAUUUCUUUUUAAUAUGUGUCUUAAUUUUUUUUUUUUUUUUAAUCUGUGGAUGGACAUGGAGAAUACUCCAUGCUGCUCUGACCGUUUAUCUCUUUGGUUAUCUUUUAAGAAAGUUUGUUUGUACACUAAAAGCUGCCAAGACACAAAUCAGGAUUUACCUGUGUGCAAUACAGUGAGCUCU